AUGAGACCGUCUGUAAAAGCCAAUAGGACAUCUUCGUCCAAACGAGCUUGCGCAAUCACCAAGCCUACCCAAACCCCAACACCAAAAGUAGGACAGGAUCCAAUCGCUAGUACGUCCGAAAAGAAUACAAGAACAAGGCUGCCAAUUUCCCAUGGCAGUAUCUUUCGAUGGCGUCCAUCUCAGUCUUUGGGCUUUCAAGUGGCUGCUGUCACCGCCAAGAGUGCGUCUGACUACAAGACGGGUGACACUUCUUCCAUUUCAACCGGUUCCUCGAUUACUGAUUUUUCCAUAUCCACAUAUUCGACACUUCCAUCCGAUUGGACGACAUCGGAAAACUCUCCUUCUACUGCUCACGGCAAUCAUUCUACCCUUUUUGUGAUUUCGAAAAUCGAUCCGUGGGGUCCAAUGGCAAUUUUUGCACCACAACUCAAAGUUGGUAUGCGGAUUGUGGCCAUCAAUCAUCAACCAUGUCCCAAGACACAACAAGGUUUGCAGGCUCUUUUGGAAUCGAGUCAUUCUCCCACCAAUCCAGAGGCACCGCCACAAAGAAUGAAGCACCCAGCUACGUAUGGUGAAGGCAACUCAAAGUCAUCCAAGGAUGAAUCCUCGACGGGAUGGAUUACACUUCAUGCUGUGGAUCUCAAAGAAGAACUCAAGCAGAGACAGUUUUAUUUGAGUCAAAUUGAACGGGGUCUGGAACCUGAUGAAGAAAGAAGUGAACAAUCUUCAGAAGCAAGACCACUAGAAGAAAUUCGAGAAGAUGAUGAAGGCAUCAACAUCAUUCAAGUCGAGAUUGUUACGAGCGAACUGAAACGGCCAAAACAAAAAUCCGAAAAAGGCGAGACCGACAAGGAUGAGCCAGACUCAGAACUCACAAAGCAGCUGAAAGCCUUGCACUUUUUGGAAGAACAAAGGCAAUGUGCACUCUUCCGCGAAGCGCAAGAGAAAAAGAAGGGAAAGCAGGAAAAUAGGAAAGAACGACGAAGACAAAAACAUGACAGAUACAUGGACAAGAACAUUUGGAAUAUGAAGAUUAAAUCGGAACCGGACACAGAAUCGGUCAAUAGUAUCGCAGCAUUGGAAAAUUUCAGCCUUCUUCCGGCAGCGGCAAGCAAGAAGCCAGAACCAAGAAAAGCACGCACUCCAUCCAAGGAGGAAAUGGAGGCGAUGGAAAAGUUGCACGAGGUUCGAGAGCUCAGUGAGAUUCACAAGAAGGUGCAAUCAAUAGAAAAAGAUAAAAAGGAAAACGCAGUGGAAAAGAAAGAGGACCAAGGAAAGAAGGAUCCAGUGGAAGAGAAAGAAGAGAUUGCUUCCGAUUGGAACCCCUUUGCUUCUAUUCAAAAGAUGCUCCUGUCUUCGACUCCUCCACCUCCACCUCCUGCGUCUCCUGCGUCACCUUUGUCACCUCCACCUCCACCUCCACCUCAAGCAAAGUCGAAGCCAACAAUGUCACAGCCUAUGACAUCCAACCGAUCUAUGGCAUCGACGAUAUCUACGAAAUUGAAUAGCCAAGAUCAAGGAGGAUGGUUCAGUGGUUGGGGCAACAACAUCAUUGAGAACGCUCCCACAACGUUGGAACCAAAAGUUUCCAUAAGUCCUCAAAAGUGGUAUUUGCCGGUUAUUGAAAAAGAAACAGCGACCUGGAGCCUCAAUAAGACAGGAAAGGAGACUACACAGAAGUCCAAUACAGCCACCAAAGAGACGUCCAGCAAGAAAGAUCCGGAUGGAGCCCGAGCGGCUGCUUCCGAGGAUGAUAACGUCCCAGCCCCAGUGGAUUGUCCAACCAAGCAACCAAAAGUAAUGCAGCUACAAAAAUUGGGCAAACGAGGCAUGCGGCCUAAAUCUGAUGAUCCUGAUACCCCUGCCAAAGUUCAAUGUCCGACUAACCAACCCAAAGAAAUGCAGCUACAGAAAGUCGGCAAGUGGGAUAACCGAGCUCGGUGGUCACCUCAAUUUGCUUCCUACAAUGAUUCAAUGCGCUCCUCCAAACAGACGACCGGUACGAAAGAGAAGACCAACAGUGCAACUGUUGGGCAGCUCCGACAGCUGGUUGUCCAUCUAGAAAAGACCGAGCAUGCGCAAAACACCAUGCCACUCCAGCACAUGCAGCCAGUGAGCAAGACCGCUAGUCUCAAGCACCGAGCGAUGCCAUUCCCAGAACAAGCUCGAAGAAGAAAACCAGCAGAACAGAACAUGCAGCAGGCACAACAGUCCAACGGAUCCCAGAUGAACCGAUCUAUUCCAUCGCACAUUUCAGACACACCUUCUUCGGAAGCUUCUUCAGUCUCAGCGCUUGCCGAUGCUCAAGCAUACCAAGGAUUGAUUCCCCAAACAUCGUUGCUGAUGAAAGAAUACAAGUCAAAAAGGAAGGAACAAAAGAAAGCAAUUGCUGCUGCUGCUGCCAUCAACACCACGACUGCCUUUACCUUGCCCGUUAGUAGAAGCAGCAAGUCCUCUGACGAGAAGAAGAAGCAAUUGAAGAAGCUACAAGCCACUUGGAAAGCAGCUCGACAACGCAAUGCCAGGGAAGCAAAGGCGGCAGCCAAAGCAACCUCCAAAGCAUCGGCCAGACAAACAACAGGCAAAACAACAGCCAGACAAGAAAACGGGCCUCAAGAUUGGGAUAUUUCUUCUCUAUUUAUGUCCUUCUUUCAUUGUGGUGAAACGUAUGAUGACACUUCUCUUUAUUUAUAA
This is a messenger RNA of Cylindrotheca closterium, 2694 nucleotides long. The record is from the annotation of a GenBank genome assembly. NCBI's taxonomy places the organism in Eukaryota, Bacillariophyta, Bacillariophyceae, Bacillariales, Bacillariaceae.